Galleria mellonella (greater wax moth) is the source of this 3535-nucleotide messenger RNA. Its product is annotated as atrial natriuretic peptide-converting enzyme. NCBI's taxonomy places the organism in Eukaryota, Metazoa, Arthropoda, Insecta, Lepidoptera, Pyralidae. The coding region runs from base 295 to 2700 and encodes 801 amino acids. Gene Ontology annotation, biological process: proteolysis. The transcript is spliced from 12 exons. The record is from RefSeq and is a predicted model, not a curated record. Gene Ontology annotation, molecular function: protein binding; serine-type endopeptidase activity.
GUGCCCGUUUAUUGCGCGCCGGCGUCGCUGCUCCGCGUUUGCCGUCAGUCCGCGCUGACUUGUGACCCGCGCGAUCGCACGCUCACGAAUCCAUCCAUACCCACGACCGUUCUGUGCACGAUGUUUACAAUCUGCUCAGCGAUCCGGCAAAAAGAUAACAGAAAGCGACAGUGUUAAAAGAAGAGUGUAUAAUUAACUUGUGAUAAGUGCAAAGUGGAGUCUAUACUCUAGUGGAUGAGCUUUUUACCAUAGGCAGUAUAAAAGUGCAACGGCCGAAACAAAGGACACAGCGCGAUGACGUUCUCUGGAAACAUGAAGGAGAGCAAGUCUCGUACCGUGAAAGACACAUGGGAGUCGGAGCUCGGCUAUGGAUGGACGCGCAGCGGACAGCGGCGAUGCGCACGUCACCGAGCACCGGAGUCGACGAUGUCGGUUGGCAGUGAUAUCCGCUUCACAAGGCGCAAGCUAAGCCGUUCGUGCCGGGGAUGCUGUGCUGCCAUCGCCUCGCUAUUGGUGUUGCUGCUGUUGGCCGCGGUUGCUGUUUACCUUGGACACCUAUAUUUGUUCGGGGAUCCAUUGAACCGGCAAACUUUCCGGGGUUCUUUCAUUAUGACCUUUGGCGCGGAGGGCGAUGAGGGCAAGGAACCCGAGCUAAAGAGCAACAACACGAGGGAGAGAUACCUGCGGCAAGCAAUAUUCAAUCUUUAUCAAAAUUCAGAACUCCGAUCCUGUUUCGUGAAUGACGAAAUACUUGCAUUGGACAGUACAGAAGAUGGGACGCGAGUUCAUUUCGAGGUGUCGUUCGAGCCGAUCUUCACAGCCGUGAGUACGAGCGAGGUGAGCACGGUGCUCGCGAGGGAGAUCAAAGCGCCUGCCGGAUACUUGAAUGUCACUAUACUGCCAGAUACGUUACACAUAGAGGAAAAUUCAGUAAUAUCGUCCUUAGAGUUAAAAGAAAGCGAAACAACGAUUGUAGACGUUACAACAACGGAAGAGACGGCGGCAGAAGUACAAGAAGAACUGCGAGAAUGUUCCGCAGUCACUUUACCAUUAUGUUCUUAUCUGCCAUAUAACUCAACCUCGUAUCCAAACCUCGUGGGGCAUGCGAACAAAGAUGCGCUACUGAAGGAUCUCGUCGCAUUCAGAGAACUCCUUGAUGCAGAAUGCUCACAUCUUGCACAGGAUUUUGUUUGUCAAAUGUUACAACCAAGAUGCGUAAACGAUCGCCUGGUACGACCAUGCCGAGCCUACUGCCGAGCUUUCCACGCAGGUUGUGGCGCAAGGUUGCCUGAACGACUGCGGCCACAUUUUGAUUGUUCGCGUUUUCCUGAUUAUUUUGGACCAGGCUCUUGCGCUUCAGAACCAGAUUGCAGCGGAGGUCUGCAGCGAUUAGCAUUGUCUCGUCGAGCGUGUGACGGCAUUCCCGAUUGCGCCGGUGCGGAGGACGAACGCGGCUGUGCGCACUGCGGCGGCGUCGGCGGUGGCGGACUACGGUGCGCGCUACAUGCCCACUGUCUACCUACACAUUUACGAUGCGAUGGUACUCCAGACUGUCCCGAUGGCAGCGAUGAAACUGGAUGCCUGUGGAUCUCUCGCUCAUUGGCUUCGUGGAGACGAGAAAACGCGGAGACUACCUUGGGUGCGGUACGCAGUCGAACUGGUUAUGCGGUGUGGGCAGAACGCGGCCGCGACGGAAAAAUUUGCGCUGCUCCUUAUGAGAAUGACAAACGAGCUCUCAUCAGCGUCGCCACAUCGCUCUGCAGAGCACUAACCUAUAGAGCGGCUAUUAGCGCAGAAGCUGUAUUGGAUAGUGAAGAAGAAACUGAAAACGAGACCACAACAGAAAAUAUUGUCUCUAGAAAGGAAACACCCGAAUAUGUUGAAGUUGUGGAUCCCUUUGCACCUGAAAUAUCGUUCGUCAAAAGUGAUUGCCCGCAACGUAAAGUGAUACGAGUAACCUGUGAUAAGUUAGAUUGUGGAAUAGCAUCAGCCCGGGGUGAUCGUGCUACUAAAGGCGUCGAAGGUCUACCUCGAUCUGCGCUGCCUGGCGACUGGCCGUGGCAUGCGGCCCUGCUAAGAUCGCACAUCCACGCCUGUGACGCUACUCUUAUUCAUCCGUCAUGGCUUAUUACUACUGCCUCUUGUUUUCAGGGUCAGCCCAAGGCCGAAUGGACGGCUAGACUAGGAACAGUGAGGAUACAGAGUACCACACCAUGGCAACAGGAACGGCGCAUAGUGGGCAUGGUACGGUCGCCUGUGGAAGGCAGCAUGUUAGCAUUACUGCGACUAGAAGAAUCUGUUGAAAUGACUGAUUUCGUGCGACCAUUAUGUUUACCGAAAGAUGGUUCUAACAGUGAUAAAAGCAUCUGUAACACGUUAGGUUGGACUAGAAACCGAGACCAAUUACAAAGAGUGCAUGUAGUAACUAGUCCCAUGAACACAUGUGAAAAUGUGAGCAUAGCUACCGUCAAUGGUAUUUGUGCAGAGCCUUUAUAUGACGAAGACGACUGUGAUGAAGAAGAAUACGCAGGAAGUUCAAUGAUGUGUUUCGAUGAGAAGACCAAACGUUGGUCAUUGACAGGUGUUAGUGGUUGGCGAAUCGCAUGUUCGAAAAUAGGCCUUGGCAGGCCUCGAAUCUAUGAUGCUAUUGCUUCUCAUGUUGAUUGGAUUCGACGAACAAUUUCUAACUCUGCAAGGUGACCGAUUUUUGGUCAGUUAAUUUCGCAUAAAGACUGGAUAAAUGCCUCUAUGAUUUAAAGCAUGUAAUGUAUAGUUAUUCAAGAUCUAUUGUAUCAUACUGAUGCAUUUUCUAAUACUAAAUUUCUUUCACAAAAUUAAGUAAAUUUUAUAUAUCUUAAAAUAUUGAUUUGUGCAUUUAGGUUCAUUUAUAUAUACAAAUCAACAUACAACAAGUGGAAAUUAACUCAUAAUAAGUCAUAAGUGACCAUUUACCUAUUAUACAUGUUAAAUUAAAUAUUUAGUUUGAAUAAUUAUAAUUUUAACUAAAUGCCAACUUAUGUUCUUAUACACAGUUGCCAGUAUAUAGUUAGUGGCCAUCAUUAGUGCACACUAGACACUAGCUGGUAGCUUUAUGUUGUACAAAAUCUUAUCAUCAUAUCGUUAAAAGUACCAUAGAGUACCUACCAUUGAGUUACCUGGCAAAAACAUCUGCUUUAGAAAACUUAAUUUGAAGAGCUUGAGAUUUUCUAUAUAAAGCCAAAAAACUGUACUGUAAAGAGUUGUCAAUUAAUUAAUUUUACAAAAUAUUUUACUCAAAUACAAGAAACUUAAGUUAGUGAAUAUAAAUUUAAAAAUAUGUUUAUUACAUACUUAAUAAAUACUCAACUAUUAUUACAAUGUUAAAUUGUCUUACAAAUUUUAUGAACUGUUUCCAUAGAAGCAAUACAACAUACUACUUUAGACCUAAGAUAAUUUAUUGCAAACAAAAUGUACAAUGUAAUUGGAUAAAUAUAUUUGUAAAUAUUAAUAAGUUAGGAAAGCUACCAAAUUAUAAAAUAAAUAUUAUUACAAUGUU